AUGUCCAACCUCGGAGCAGCUUCAACUUCCGCUUCCGGGCUGGGAAUCUCAAUGGGAUCGGCCCCGUCACAGUCUCAGUCUCAGUCCCAGUCUCCGGAUCCGAAUCAACAUCACAAACUGAGUCCGCCUGAGACACCGCAUUCCUUUCACAACUUGAUGGGCGGCGACUCCUCUCGUCAUACUCCUGCUCAAGGCUCUUUUAGUCCGCGCACCGCCGACUCUCAAGGAACCCCAGAGCCAUAUUCCGAGAUUUGGGCCCCGUCGAUGCCUCACUCCAGAGGGAUCUCGCAGACAGAUAUCGGUACUACUGAAAAGGCUAAGCAGGCCUCAACAACUCAGGAGAGAGAGAUUAUGCCUUCAUCCUCGUCUGGACAGAAGCUCCCAAAGAUUGUCGAGCCUAGAAGGGACGAGAUGGAUGAUGAAUUUGACGAUGAGAUCUUUUAUAAGAAAUUUGCUGAGCCUCCCAAGGGUUGCUCAUCAAAUCGAGAUAUUCACCAGCCUAGAUCAAGCUGGCUUUCUAUCACCAUUUAUGCUCUCUCUAUCUACUCAACGGUCGGAAGUGGUAUCUGGCUAGUAACGGCCAUCCUUCAACCGAGAUGGGGACAUCAGAUCGCAUCAAGCGCUUCACUCUCACCGUCAACCGCCACAACUCUCGCCGCCCUUUUAGCAAAGACGAUCGAAAUGUCCUUUGUCACAGUUUUUGUCUCGUGUCUCGGCCAAGUUCUCACUCGACGAGCUUUCAUCCGAAAGGCGCACGGAAUGUCUCUUGCUGAGAUGACGAUGCGAAACUGGGUCAUUCAGCCUGGAUCUCUAAUUACUCACUUUGAGACUCUUCCUUCAUCAUCACUGACUCUUCUCGGCAUGUUAUCUCUCACUGCUACAAUUGCUGCUGCGUUUUACACUACCGCUUCAGACGCAAUGGUCUCGCCCAAGCUCAAGUCUGGAAACUGGCAACAUAAGGAACUCGAGGGUUAUGUCAAGGCCUCUUAUGCCAACGCCGCAUACGUCCGUCAAGACUGCCCUUAUCUUUUCAACAUCACCGAGGAUAUUCACGCCGCAGAGUCAUGCAUGAACGUGCAGUUUUCUGGACAGUCGUACCGAAACCUACUCAACUACAUGACAGUCUGGACAAACAUCAACCAGAACGGAACCGAGAUCUCUGCAGACCCGAAGAAAAGACCUGGUGGAACUACACUUCUGUUCGACAACACGACCAUGUUCUCCGAGUGGAUCGAGACGGAGCACAGCGAUGUUGCUGCGCAGUUCGAGGAGACGGGACGAAUUAUUAAUAAUGUUACCUUGGCUCUUCCUCACCCUGGAAUCUACGGUGCUGCCACCCUCAAGAAGAACGGCAUCCUUCAGCCCGAUGACCUCGCCGGUGUAGGAGAGUAUACGAUUCGAGCUGGCGUCGUUUCACCUUCCGUCAAUGUUUUGUGUGUCGACGUGGACAAGGAUGAGAUUGCACCUCUCGUCUACACAACAUGGCCUAAUGCCAAAAACAACAAUACGGUUAUUCCUGGCCAGAAGACGGGAUGGAACGGUUGGACGGGUGAAAUACCUCAGCCGAUAGACAGCAAGAAUAAGCCCUAUUACCUCAACCGAACUGACGUUGAUGACAUUUUCAAGUGGGGACCCAAAUAUGAGCGUCGUCCUCCUGUCUUUCAAAUGUACCCCUUCGACUUUAACCUUCUCGCCAACGCGACCGUCUAUGCUGGUGAUGCCAUCUACACACUCGGCAAGAAUGCUAAAAGCAAGAACUAUACCCUCUGUCAGCUUCGGUCCUGGGUCUCUCCCAAUUGCUCUACAGAGUUUAGUAUUUCCGGUACAGCUGGUGCUCACAUGAACGCUCACUGUGAAGAUGACCAAGAUGAGAACGCCUAUCGUCGAUCGUUCCCUGCUGAUCAAGGCUGGUCUCUCCCCUCUCUUGACUGGAAGUGGCUCGCCGAUCAAUGGCGACUGUCCAUGGACCUUAACGGUGGUUCUGUUAACAACAAUGCCUCCAACGCUCGCAUUCUCACUCAACUCGCCCUCCACAAACCCAAGAUGCCCGCCUCACAUCCCUCUAUGGCCGAGGCCCUCGCCGUCUACUCCAGCUCGCUCAUUAUGAUCAGCGCUAUCGACACGCCCUUCCGCCACUACUGGGACCAGGACCCCAAAGAGUUCCCUGACAACCACAUCACUGAAGGGCCGGGAUUCCUCCAAGCUUUCAACGCGUCGCUCAUCACGCAGGAGUACACGUCGGGCCACACACAGGGCUGGCAGAACAUCUUUUACGUGAUCCUGGUUCUUGUAUUUGCCAUCAAUCUCUUCUGCCUCGGCUACUUCAUCAUGCGAUCCGGUCUGGUUACCGACUUUACAGAACCACAGAACUUGUUCUCGCUGGCGAUUAACAGUCCGCCCAGCAACAACUUCCACGGCAGCUGUGGAGGCGGCCCUGAGAAGAAGCAGCUUGUCGUGCCCUGGAAGGUUGCAUUUGCGCCUAGUGCGAAUCAUUACUUCUUCCAGGAUGAGUCGGGUGAGAAGGAAGUUGCUACCGAGGCGACGAGUACGGCGAGAGAGUAUGGGAAGCCACUGCAGAGUAGUUACAAGAGGCUUAGUAUGAGUAGGACUUGGCUGUAA
Fusarium poae is the source of this 2619-nucleotide messenger RNA. RefSeq lists its product as uncharacterized. The record is from RefSeq and is a predicted model, not a curated record. NCBI's taxonomy places the organism in Eukaryota, Fungi, Ascomycota, Sordariomycetes, Hypocreales, Nectriaceae. The coding region runs from base 1 to 2619 and encodes 872 amino acids. The transcript is spliced from 3 exons.